This is a messenger RNA of Fulvia fulva, 1629 nucleotides long. RefSeq lists its product as uncharacterized. The record is from RefSeq and is a predicted model, not a curated record. NCBI's taxonomy places the organism in Eukaryota, Fungi, Ascomycota, Dothideomycetes, Mycosphaerellales, Mycosphaerellaceae. The transcript is spliced from 2 exons. Bases 1 to 1629 code for a protein of 542 amino acids.
AUGGCAGGAAUAGAUGAUCGACCACGCGUGCUACUGAGGUUCGCAGAUCAAGUUGAAGAUGCCGCCAGCGGCCUUCACAAGUUCAAGGAAGACUUACCACGAGAGGCGACCAAGAUUACUGCCUACGUUAGUGAGCUGUUCGCCAUCAGCUCAGUACUGCGAUCAAUAUGCAGCGACGACAAUGCACGUCACCAUGGACCAAGCUACUACAGAAUCGACAAAGACCUUGCUUUGCUAUUUCGGAGCCUGCAGGCGACACUCAAUGAGAUCUUUGGCAUGUUUGCUAGAUCCUACGAUAGACCGUCUCACAUGAUAUGGGAAGACCUACAGCACCGCUUCGACAUUGAAGAAGGCUUCAAGCUACAGGAACGACUAGAGUGGUACCGCGACUUCCUGGAGUAUCAGAUCAAAGUCCUGGAAGGACGGCGACCAUCCAAGCUGAGAGAUCUCAAGGACGAUCUCAUCGACCUGUCACGCGCACAGCAGAACGCACCCCACAGAGCAGAGCCUGCCCCAAUGUCUGGAGCCAACACGCCACGGCCACAGCGACCUGUUCGCCCUCCCUACCCUCGGAUGGACACCCCCAGUACCAACACCGUCCUGUCCGACGACUGGGGCAUGUGGGAGGAACUUGAUCGACCGCCAGUAGCGGUUCCUGAACCACCCCUUCAAAUGCCGGCAUCCCCGACCUUCACGUCGGGCUCAUCAGAGAGCAUGUACUCCAGCCAGACUUCAUACUUCAGCGAUGGAAUGUACUCUCCACCAACCCCAGAACGCCUGAUACACUGGGCCCAGAAAGUCUUCGAUGGGUCCAGCCCUCUUACGCCGUACAGGAAUGGUGUCCAGCUGGAAGAUCGAUCUGCCUGCUUUGGCCCAUCUGACCCAGCUGCACUGCAGAACCUGGUCCGAGACGGCUUUCAGCGUGCAAUGCAGAUCGUCUUUGACGAGGACCGCUUGUGGGUACGUCUCUGCUGGAGACCUUCCGACCAUCGUGCUAGGAUCCUUAUCAUGGCGAGGGAUCGGGCUGGACAGCAGCUACACUUCUGUACGCCGUUGACGAACCUCAAAGUCAUUCGCAAUGGCUCUUGUCUGCAGCUAUGUCGUGCACGUCGCGGCGAUGGGAAGUAUGCGCUCUGGGCACGCCUAAAUUUCCUCUUCCACGAGCGCAUGGCUCUGUUCUACAAUACCUUCGUGGCCAUGAAACGUCAGGACGAACGAGGCGUCGACUCCGAGAACCUUGAGGAUGAUUUCGAGCUCGAGAACGAUGAAGCUGGUGAGAAAUGUCUGUUCGCCGGACAAAUCCAGCAUGGGGAGAUGCUCCACGCUCUUCGACUAUUCCGAGACCGAGGAAGUGGUGUCGUUAGGCUAGAAGCCAGCCCAUUGAGGGGUCCAAGAAGGGAUGUUCCAAUCUGGACGGCGUUUGUCACGAAGUACAAGCAUGAUCCGGACCAUUGCGAGUACGCACCAGGACGGCCCGUUCAUAUCGCUGCGAUUAAGCCGCCGCCGUCAGUUUUCAUUGCGAAAUAUCAGCCGCCACAGAAUAGGAUGGGCUAUUUCUUGCCAUUUACGAGUGACGAAGAUUCGAGGAUGUUUAUGGAAACUUGGGCAGGCUUGUCCCGAUUACGAUGA